Molecule: messenger RNA, 2337 nt
Organism: Drosophila serrata
Lineage: Eukaryota; Metazoa; Arthropoda; Insecta; Diptera; Drosophilidae
Gene: Rilpl
Product: Rab interacting lysosomal protein like
Biological process (GO): cilium assembly
Cellular component (GO): ciliary basal body; cytoplasm
Molecular function (GO): small GTPase binding; dynein light intermediate chain binding
Source: RefSeq, a predicted model, not a curated record
AGCUGUUGAAAACGAUUGUUUUUUUUGCAAUCUCUUUUCGCACUCUCGCAAAAAAAUUAAAAAGAAUUCAUAAAUUGCGAAAAGUUAAGCGGCGGUGUGGUAAUGAAGCAAACAACGCGAAAAACAACGAAUUAGUCAAUGAAGUGAACGCGAAACAACAACAACAACAACCGUGGGCCGCAGCUCUCCCACACACACCCCUGUCCGUGUUGAGUUGCGUGUGCGAGUGUGUGUGAGUUUGCGAAGUUCGGACUUGGAUUGCCGUUGUCCCCCGCCUCCCUUUUGGAGCACACACACACACACACACGCACACACCUGGCGAAUCACACCUGUGCGGAGACUCCCAGGAUUGCUGGGCUGCCAGCAGAACAUCUGCGUCGAAAAGCCGCCAGAGAGAACUCACAGCUGGGAAGCUGAAGCUGGCCUUCAGCGGAGCAGGAUUUGUGUAGGAUCCAAGAGACCAACCGUUGCUGAACGCCUGGAUGCCCGGCUUCCACCUCAAUGAGAUGGGUGAAAUGGUCCUGGACGCCAUCGAUGACAUCGGCGUGGUCGAUGUGUACGAUCUGGCCUCGGACAUUGGCAAGGAGUAUGAGCGUAUCAUGGAUCGCUUCGGGACGGAUGCCGUCAGCGGGCUAAUGCCGAAGAUUAUCAACACCCUGGAGCUCCUAGAGGCGCUGGCCACCAAGAAUGAACGGGAGAACGCCACCAUUCAGGAGCUGCGGGACAAGGUGACGCAGCUGGAGAGCGAGAAGCUGGAGAAGGCCGAGUUCCGGCGCAGGUUCGAAAAGGAACUGGAGCUUAUCGAGGAGCAGUGGCGCAGUGAGACCAACGAAUUGGUCGAUCUGGUGUCGUCCCUGCAGGAUGAGAACAAGCGGCUGGUCAAGCAAACGCAGGACUUGCAGUCGGCCUCCGCCCAAAGCUCUGGGCUGGGGGCCAGCCUCACCGAGAGCAUCAUUAGCAUGACCAACCAUGAGCUGCACAGUGCCCUAUCCGACACCCAGGUGCUGCAGCGACUCAAGGAGCAGAUCUACAAGCAGCGGGAUGAGCUCAAGCAACGAGAGCGGGAGCUGCAGGACAAGUACAGCGAGCUGGAGCAUCUUAACAUCCAAGCGGAACGUCUGAAAGGCUCUGAGCGAGACACUCGGCGGCGUCACAAGCUCAUGCAGGCUCAGGUCAAGACGCUGUGCGAGGAGCGUGCCGAUUUUCUUGCCCAGCUGCAGGACCAGAGCCGCGAGAUCAACCAGCUGCGUAAGCGCCUGGGUUUGGCCGAGAAGGAGAACGAGGAUCUGGUGGCCUCCUACGACGAUGGUCAGAACGACCCAAAUCGGCCGCGUUAUACCACGCGAGAGCUCAAGGAGCUGAUCAGCGAGCGGGACGAGCUGCUGACCACCAUCGAUGGGCUAAAUGAGCAGCUGGCGGAGCUUAAGCCACCACCGCCGCCGCCCAAGGCCAAGCGCCAGCGCCAUUUCUCCAGUUCCGAUGACAGCGACGAUGAGGACGAUGGUCAUGUGGCGGAUAACGAUGACGACGACGACGAUGAUGAAGAGGAGGCGACCGAAGCGGAUGAGGUGGAGCCACCAGCCGCUGGAGAGACGCCGCCUGGACACGAUGCACCCGUGCAGGGACCGCUGCCAUACGAGCCGGACGAUGCGCCGUGGAAGAAGAGCUCCGAGUCGGGUAUACGGAAGUUCUUCCGCAAGCUGUUCUCGGACCCAUCGGACGGCAACAAUACAUUCCCAAAACGUUCCUUGGCCACGCUCUCCAAGAUGGCACUGUCGGCCACGCCGGGCUCCGUUUCCGCCACCGCCUCUGAGGCGGCGAAGUAAGCGCCACACCCAUAUAACCAACCAUACGAGUUAUUUGGCGUGCAUUUCACACUUUUGUUUGUUUUGUUUUCUGUUUUUCCGUUUCCGUUCCAUUCCGUUCCGUUCCGCACCCCCCUGCAUCUUUAUUUAUUUAUUUAUUAUUUACGAUUUAUGGUUUACGAUUUAUGAUUUAGUUUAGGCCAGUGGCUUCUCCAUUUAAGCCUGUCCCUGGCCAUUUAUUUGCUCCGCCUGAGCUGUACAUACAUAGUUUACACACUCGAUUGCUGUGCCCUCAUAAUUCUAAGUUGUUAUGCGAUUUUAUUUACGUAAUACGCGUUUACGUUUUUGUUUUCUAUUUACCCCUAACUGUACUUGAAUCUUUUGUACUCUUGUAUUUAUUCUAACUUUAAAUUAACGACUACCAACUAAGAGAGCCCACAAAAUUUAUACCAUAUAUACACACGCCCAUACAUAUGCAUAUGAGAAGUGUUCCAAAGAACAAGAAGAUCGAAAGAAUGUUUCGCAAAAGAGA